Molecule: messenger RNA, 1106 nt
Organism: Dendrobium catenatum
Lineage: Eukaryota; Viridiplantae; Streptophyta; Magnoliopsida; Asparagales; Orchidaceae
Product: WAT1-related protein At3g18200-like
Exons: 7
Coding region: 44-1024 (326 amino acids)
Cellular component (GO): plasma membrane
Molecular function (GO): transmembrane transporter activity
Source: RefSeq, a predicted model, not a curated record
UUGAGCAGUCGAGGGAGAGAACUAAAGUGUGACAAAGAAAAAGAUGGGAAGAGAGUAUCAAUUUUCUAACAAGUUGAAACUCCUCAUAACCGUAUUUUUGCUUCACUUGUGCUAUGCAGGAUCUCACAUAGUGUCAAGAGUGGCGCUAAACAUGGGCAUAAGCAAACUGCUACUCCUUGUCUACAGAAAUAUCAUUGCUGUAGUUUUGCUGGCUCCCUUUGCCUAUUUUCUAGAAAAGAAUGACAGGCCACCUCUUACCUUCUCGAUCCUAAUUGAGUUGUUUCUUCUUGCGCUUUGUGGAAUUACAGCUAACCAAGGGUCUUACAUACUGGGUUUGUACUACUUGUCUCCAACUUAUGUAUCUGCAAUACAGAAUUCAACUCCAGCGAUCACAUUUGCGAUGGCUGCAGCCUUAAGGCUUGAAAAAUUGAACAUUAAGAAGAGGUAUGGCAUUGCAAAGGUGAUGGGAACUGCAGUUUGUAUUAGUGGAGCAACCAUCUUAACCUUGUAUAAGGGUUCUCCUCUUCUUCAACACCACCUAAACCUCACAAUACUGGGAAAAUCCUUGAUCAUCUCUUCAAACCAGAUAAUGCAUUGGACCUUAGGAUGUGUCUAUAUUCUACUAAACUGUGUUGCUUGGUCUGGUUGGAUGGUUUUCCAGUUUGUUGCCAUAGCAGCAUUCACUGAAAGGGAUGUUGAGAGGUGGAAGAUCCAUUCAGGAGAAGAGCUCCUCGCCGUUCUUUAUGCGGGCCUAGUUGGUUCAGGGAUUACUUUCUCUCUUCAGACAUGGUGCAUUGAUAGGGCAGGCCCACUAUUCGUUGCUGUUUUCCAACCUGUACAGACUGUCUUGGUGGCCAUCCUCGCAGCCAUUAUACUUGGAGAUCAAUUGUACUCUGGUGGGCUUAUAGGGUUCAUACUUAUAAUGGUGGGGCUUUAUUCUGUACUGUGGGGGAAGAAUGAGGAGAACAAAGUUGGAAACCUGGAAAAAGAGGAUCUCACAAACCACCUUCUUGAGCAGCAAUAAAAGUCUGAGAAAGUCAAGAUAUGAAGGCAUUAAGACAUUAUUCAUGUGACAUUAUAUUAUCAAUAACUUUCUAUUAAUGUUA